Messenger RNA from Limanda limanda (common dab), 1223 nucleotides. It is a transcript of the gene gnb5b, whose product is annotated as guanine nucleotide binding protein (G protein), beta 5b. Gene Ontology annotation, biological process: G protein-coupled dopamine receptor signaling pathway; G protein-coupled receptor signaling pathway. Lineage: Eukaryota; Metazoa; Chordata; Actinopteri; Pleuronectiformes; Pleuronectidae. Gene Ontology annotation, molecular function: protein binding; signaling receptor complex adaptor activity. The record is from RefSeq and is a predicted model, not a curated record. Gene Ontology annotation, cellular component: cytoplasm; heterotrimeric G-protein complex.
AUGUGUGACCAGACGUUCGUGGCCAUCACGUUUGGCCCCUGCGACAGCUGCGGGAAAACCAAUCCUCUGAUGAACAUCUACAUCAAGACUGAGGCCAUCAACUACUGCUCCUUCUGUGUGGAAGUGAUGGCCUGUCAGGGGCUCCUGAAGGGGGAAACCCUGGCGUCUCUGAAGAAGGAGACUGACAGUCUGAAGAAGAAGCUGGAGGUGGAGCGAGGGAAACUGAACGACGUGGAGCUGCACCAGGUGGCUGAGAAGACGGAGGUGCUGGGGGCUCUCUCCAUAAAGACCAGACGCCUGAAGGGUCAUGGGAACAAGGUGCUCUGUAUGGACUGGUGCAAAGACAAACGCCGUCUUGUCAGCUCCUCACAGGAUGGAAAAGUGAUUGUGUGGGAUGCAUUCACUCUUAAUAAGGAGCAUGGGGUGACCCUGCCCUGUACGUGGGUACUGGCGUGUGCUUAUGCUCCCUCAGGUUGUGCUGUGGCAUGUGGUGGACUGGAUAACAAGUGCUCGGUCAUCCCGCUGUCAAUGGACAAAAAUGAGAACUUGGCUGCGAAGAAGAAGUCGGUCGCCAUGCACACCAACUACGUGUCUGGCUGCACCUUCACCAACUCCGACAUGCAGAUGCUGACCUCCAGUGGUGACGGCACAUGUGCCUUGUGGGAUGUGGAGAGCGGGCAGCUGCUGCAGAGUUUCCAUGGUCACACAGCUGAUGUGUUGUCCCUGGACCUCGCCCCUUCUGAAACUGGAAACACUUUUGUGUCCGGGGGCAGUGAUAAGAAGGCCAACGUGUGGGACAUGCGCUCUGGACAGAACAUUCAGUCUUUUGAGACCCACGAGUCCGACAUCAACUGUGUAAAGUACUACCCCAGUGGAGAUGCAUUUGCUACUGCUUCUGACGAUGCCACCUGUCGUUUCUAUGAUCUCCGAGCUGACCGUGAAGUCGCUGUCUACCAGAAGGACAGCAUCGUGUUCGGUGCUUCCACUGUGGACUUCUCUCUGAGUGGUCGCCUGCUUUUCGCUGGUUAUAACGACUACACCAUCAAUGUGUGGGACGUUCUGAAGGGAACUCGUCAGUCCAUCCUGUUCGGCCACGAGAACCGUGUCAGCAGACUCAGAUUGUCACCUGAUGGCACCUCUCUCUGCUCGGCCUCAUGGGACAACACCUUACGGAUUUGGGCCUAGUGUUCGUACGACGGUUGUGAUGGAGCAACGAGCAGCAG